CAACAUUUAGAUGAUAAGGCCAUCUCCGAACUGACUCUUUCCAUGUGUUUGAUGGGCAUGGUUUCGAUUUUCUAGGUAACAGGAAGAUGCAACCUUAAAAAAUUGAUUUAACAUUAUCAUCAUCUGAUUAAGGUUUUCUGAGGUUGAAGGGACCUUUAAAUUGGGACAGAACCCAGUCCAUUCAGUGAACUAUCACGCACAAUGAAUAGGUUUCUAGUCUGCAGAGGAAUGAGAGUCGGAGCUCCCCAGAAGGUUGUCAGUUGGUUGGGUUCUUUCAAUCUCGUGAGAUCUAUUCAUUCUAUACCCUUUGCUACUGUAGACGUUGAAGAAAUAUCAGGUUCUCAACCUGCUGAAGUUCAUAACUUGGUGCAGGGAAAAUGGAAAGGAUCUUCAAGUUGGAAUACGCUUUUGGAUCCUUUAAAUGGAGAGCCAUUCAUUAAAGUUGCUGAGGUAGAUGAAACAGGCGUUCAGCCAUUUAUAGAGAGCUUGUCCAAGUGUCCGAAGCAUGGUCUACACAAUCCCUUUAAAGAACCAGAGAGGUAUCUUUUGUUUGGAGACAUAUCUGCAAAGGCAGCCCACAUGCUUUCCCUUCCAAAGGUUUCUGAUUUCUUCACGAGGUUAAUACAGAGAGUUUCUCCAAAGAGUUACCAGCAGGCUCUUGGUGAAGUUGUUGUUACUCAAAAAUUUCUAGAAAAUUUCUCUGGUGAUCAGGUUCGUUUCCUUGCAAGGUCUUUUGCAGUACCUGGAAAUCAUCUCGGACAGCAAAGUCAUGGUUUUCGUUGGCCUUAUGGUCCUGUCGCAAUUAUUACUCCUUUCAAUUUUCCCCUGGAGAUUCCUGCACUUCAGUUGAUGGGCGCACUUUAUAUGGGCAACAAACCCAUUCUUAAAGUUGAUAGCAAGGUGAGCAUUGUGAUGGAGCAAAUGAUGCGACUACUUCAUUAUUGUGGGUUACCAGUGGAUGAUGUUGACUUUAUAAAUUCUGAUGGGAAGGCAAUGAACAAGCUGUUAUUGGAGGCAAAUCCGCGAAUGACCCUAUUUACCGGUAGCUCAAGAGUGGCAGAUAAAUUGGCUGUUGACCUUAAAGGUCGAAUUAAAUUGGAAGAUGCAGGAUUUGACUGGAAAAUUCUUGGGCCUGAUGUUCAGGAGUGGCAGGAGCAUUAUGUUGCAUGGGUCUGUGAUCAGGAUGCUUAUGCAUGCAGUGGUCAGAAGUGCUCUGCACAAUCAAUGUUAUUCAUGCAUGAGAACUGGUCUAGAACUUCACUUGUAUCCAAGAUAAAAAAUCUUGCUGAGAGAAGGAAGUUGGAAGAUUUAACUAUUGGCCCGGUCCUUACUUUCACAACUGCAGCCAUGCUUGAACACGUGGAUAAACUGCUUCAGAUACCAGGUUCAAAACUACUCUUUGGGGGUGAACCUUUAAAGAAUCAUUCCAUUCCACCCAUAUAUGGUGCUCUAAAACCAACAGCUGUUUACGUCCCACUUGAAGAAAUCAUGAAGGACAACAACUAUGAGCUUGUAACAAGAGAAAUUUUUGGACCAUUCCAGAUUAUUACUGACUAUAAGAAAGAUCAACUCUCACUGGUUUUGGAUGCUCUGGAGAGGAUGCACGCCCAUUUAACAGCUGCUGUUGUAUCAAAUGAUCCCCUGUUCCUCCAGGAAGUUAUUGGAAAUACAGUAAAUGGAACUACUUAUGCUGGAUUAAGAGCAAGAACAACUGGAGCUCCUCAGAAUCAUUGGUUUGGACCAGCUGGAGACCCUAGGGGCGCUGGAAUCGGGACCCCAGAAGCAAUAAAGCUUGUUUGGUCUAGCCAUAGAGAGAUUAUAUACGAUUUUGGCCCCCUGCCAAGGUACUGGGAAAUUCCACCAUCAACCUAAGGAGUUGCAGUAACAACAGAAGAAGAGAAAAAUAUUCAACUUAUAAUGCCUAAAAGCACGAUGUCUGAUCUGACUUGAUCGUAUAACUCAGUUUAGGAAUGGUUUUGCCCUUAGGUAUUGGGGAAAAAAAUAAAAAAUAAAAAAUAACAAUAAAAAAGAAGAAGAAGGAAGAAGGGCAGCAUUCUUUGAAGCAUUAAUAAAGUGAAUCUACGACUCUGCUGGUGUCAUGGAGUUUUGUGAAACCCAGGAAUGAAGGGGACCAAAGAAGACAAGGGAACAGAUUUUUUUUUUCUUGUGCCUACCAAAAGGCUUAAACGUUAAGACUAUUUUAUCUUUCCCUAAGAUGGUUGUCUGUUUCUACAGUCUCCUUACUCAGUGGCACUUGAUGAAUCUUGCUUCAUUUCAAACCUCUAGUGCCAUAAACUAGGAAGAUCGCUUGUAUUACAAUAUUUAACGUUGUGUUUGGAUGAGGGAUUUUGAAGUAUGAUCUUAUUUGAAGUUAUGAUUGGGAAUUUUCA
Messenger RNA from Corylus avellana, 2390 nucleotides. The record is from RefSeq and is a predicted model, not a curated record. Lineage: Eukaryota; Viridiplantae; Streptophyta; Magnoliopsida; Fagales; Betulaceae.